Messenger RNA from Dinoponera quadriceps, 6145 nucleotides. It is a transcript of the gene Wdr81, whose product is annotated as WD repeat-containing protein 81. Lineage: Eukaryota; Metazoa; Arthropoda; Insecta; Hymenoptera; Formicidae. Gene Ontology annotation, cellular component: mitochondrion. Gene Ontology annotation, molecular function: protein binding; phosphatidylinositol 3-kinase regulator activity. The coding region runs from base 185 to 5995 and encodes 1936 amino acids. Gene Ontology annotation, biological process: aggrephagy. The record is from RefSeq and is a predicted model, not a curated record. The transcript is spliced from 23 exons.
GAGAGUCUCUAGGCUAAAUCAGCAAGGAGGACCAUUAUGGUUCAUAACUCACAAAUCAGCUGUCUUUGACGUUAAUGAUGGACGCAUAUUUGUUCGCCGACAAAAGUAAACGAAAAUGAGAGGGAAAAGUCAAAGUUUCUUUUUGCGUAAGAGUGUUUGAGAAGUACAUACGUACGUGUACAAGAUGGAUAUAAUAAAGGAACAUCUGCUAGUACCUGCCAAAUACAUGAUACUGACAGAUGGAAGAAUUUGCCUAACAGUUCACAGAAAUUGGCUCGCUCGUUUGUUGGUAGUCGGCCCGUUUUCUUUUAUUAGUCAUGAUCGAAUGUCCGGUGAUCAGAUUGCGGCACAACCCACUCUCGAAGAAUUAGGCUGCGAUUGGAUGAGGAUUUAUGCAAAAGUAUAUAUAAAACAAUACAAAAAUGCAAUUCCUCUGCCAAGAGAAAGGCCUGUUACUAGCAUAAAGAAUCAGGCAGAAUUGAUGUUCUCACAAUUGUUGCAUUAUGUAGCUGAAACUAAUUAUCGAAACUUGUGGAAAGAAUCAUACAAGAAAUAUUACAAUCCCUGGAAUUUUGUUGAUCAAAAGGAACAAUCUAAUAUUACUGCCAAUGUGAGUGAUGUUGCCAUCAUGCAUGAAGUACUGGCCAGAAUGUACAACUGUACUCUAAUACAAGUACAACAUGGUACAGUCUUAUCAGUAUCAAAUGGUACAUUAUCCGAGACACAUUGUAAUCUAGUACCAGUUCAUUUUGUCAUGGAAACAACAUCUGCUUUUAUAAUCUUUUAUGAACAGACUGCAAAUUACUCCCUUCGUGAGUGUGUGAUGUACAGUCCUGCCGCCCUUAAUACAAGCCAUGGAAAACCAUUGUUUGUGGUCUAUCAGUUAUUAAGGCUAUCUAGAGACCUGCAUGAUCGCGGUCUUGCAUUAGGAGAGAUUACACUUAGUGAUAUAUUAGUUACAGAAAAUUUUACUAUUCAGGUACUACCGAAAUUAAGUGACAACAUUUAUUUAAAACCUGAAAGUGAAUAUAUGAACUCAUCUAUUUCUCAAGAAAAUAAAGAGAAACAUUUCUAUAACAAUACUCACUGCAAGAAAGACAGCACGUUUCAAUCAAGUAACAGUGACUUUGGAUUAAACGAGAGUAUCGAGAAAUUAUGUGAGAUGUGGGUGUAUAACUGCAUUAGCAACUUCGAUUAUCUCAUUGCACUGAAUAACUUGGCCGGUAGACGAUACGGCAAUCCUAGUUGUCAUCAUGUGAUGCCUUGGGUGACGGAUUUCACGUCGAGGAAUGGUGGCAACUGGCGGGAUCUAACAAAAUCAAAGUUUCGAUUGAACAAAGGUGACAGGCAACUAGAUCUCACGUUCGACUCGCAAUCAACCGAGGUUGGACAUCAUGUAUCAGAUGUUCUGUCAGAGAUUACUUAUUAUGUAUAUCUUUCGCGUCGAUAUAAUAAAUCUGUGCUGUGUAAGCACGUGCGACCGUUAUGGGUACCCGGAGAAUAUCCAGCUUCGAUUCAGAGAUUAUACGAUUGGAGCCCCGAUGAGUGCAUACCGCAGUUUUUCACCGAUCCUAACGUUUUCAAGUCUAUCCACGAGGACUUGCCGGACUUGGAAAUUCCAGCAUGGGCGACUUCUCCGGAGGAUUUCAUUGAAAAACACAGAGAAGCAUUGGAGAGCUUUUAUGUUUCGGAAAGACUGCAUCAUUGGAUAGACUUGACCUUUGGCUACAAACUGUCGGGCUCCGCUGCUGUCAAGUCGAAAAACGUCUGUCUGCAGUUGGUUGACAAUCAUACCGACUUGACGAAUUCCGGAGUUGUACAGCUUUUCACGCAACCGCAUCCGCAGAGGAUUAUCCCAUCUCCUUAUUGGGGCAAAGUACCGCCACGACUACGAUCGACAGUCUCAGCUAACAACAAAAAGAAUGACCAACUUGCAAGUAGAAUCAGUGACGAUGAGGGCCACAGUUCCGGCAUCGAGGAAGAAGAGCUGCCUGCAACGGCGGUGAAUGCAUCGAGAUCGUCGCCGCUCGUACUAAGCCGCUUAUUGAGCCGUUCUCGAGGUUCUUUACUGUCGGAGGACAACAUCAAAUCGGAUAAGUCCGUCAAUCAGCCCAUUAUCCUCCCGAAGGAUUUUAAUCCCGUCGCGGCGAUCGUGCAAGUAGAAUCUAUGCACACCUUCAUGAAUAAGGUCAAUCAUCAGGUGUACAAACCCGCGAUAGAGUCGCACGAUUUUCCCACCAACUACAAGCAGAUCGUGGCCAGCGGUCGUAUCAAGGAGCAGCAAAUACUCGGUUGCUUGAUAGUGGAGAUAUUUCUAGCCGGUAAAUUUCGCGCGACAUGGAACGUCGAGAAGGCGUCCUUCGCGCAGAGAUUCGCGACGUGUCUGAACACUCUGAGAACGUCGGCGGACAAUUUGCCGAAAUGUAUAAGGAACAUCGUAUCGUUGUUCUUACAGACCGAUAUCAUGCCAAAGAGUUACAAUAUAGGCAAUAUGGAGAUGAACGACAUCUCAAUGGCGAACGAGAUUCCCUUUCGUUAUCCGACGAUAACGUACAUGGGCCUUCCGCCGCCGUCUGCGCAUCAAUUUCUACAACCGAUUUUGUCCGGCAGCCUGUUCCCAUUCUCCAAGUAUUGCCAGUACUUGUACAACAUCGUGGAAAUGUUGCAAGAGUACAACGGCUUGGUACGAGAAUUGAACUUUAUCCUGAAGGCCGAGGACGAUAUGGACUUUGUGAUCAAAACGAAGAUAAAGUAUCUGUGCAAAAUCAGCGAGUGCAAAGUCAAAGCGAUCGCCAGAGAGUUGGAACGUCUGCUACCCUAUGCCGGCGGUGCGAGAGAAGCUACACUGCAAUUAAUAGUCCCUCAUAUAGUACAGAUUAUGGAAGAACCUUACAGCGCGGUAUUGGCCGCCUGGCAUCUUUUCGAUCCUAUCGCGAAAACACUGGGUCCGAAGGACACAGCCGAAACGUUCCUCUCGCCUAUCACGAAGUUAUAUGAAAACGGCUCGAUCAUGGACACGACGUUGUAUGCCGAUGUGCUGCCCGCAGGAACGUUUGCGAAGUUCAGAACUACUCGAUUAUAUCACAGGACGUUCCUAUUGAAACUGAUAGUCAGACUAGGACUGCGUAGAUUCUUAGACAACUUUAUCAAUCCACUGGUGGAAGCGGUAGGAGGAUACAAGGAUUACGUGCAGGGCUCGUUCGGCACGUGCACGCAUAGGACGGGCAAUCUCAAGAGCUGUGACUUGAGCGGACCCUGCGGCGACGGGGAGGGUAUUCUAUCUCCGUUGGAUGAAGAUUCGUUUGCAGAUUCCGAGCAUACCGUCAUCUCACCCACCGGACCAACGACCAAUGAUUACGUAUCUAACAUAGCGGCGGAUAACGACGUCGAAGAGGUAUUCGCCAUGGAGACGGACGACAAUCUGUGGAAUUCCUUAAGUAAUACUGCGUAUAACAUUGACUUACACAUAGAUCUCAACUUAAAUCUCAACGACGACUCGAACGACGAUGCGAACAAAAAUUCGCCGUGCGGCUCCGUCAAGUCGCCAACGAUUCCAAUACCUAAACAAGCAAAUACUUGCGGUGCCAAUGCGUAUACCACAAAUAUCCAUUCCGGUAGUAAUCUGUCUGAAAGCACGAGCGGCACAGACACCAAGGAAGACAAUUCCGCCACGCUCCGCCCCGACCUCGAUAACAAGUGCAACGUCACCGAGCCCGACGAAGGUGUACAUCAGUUGGAUCACGUUUAUCGAAGAACCAUCCCGAGUGAAUGCACCGUUUCUGAGAUGAGCGCAGAAUCGGUUAUUUGGCUGUCGCACAGACUCGGCCCGGUGCUCACAGCGCGACACUUGUCGCGGAACCUCCUGCGAAUGCUGACUCUGUGUUACGCUGGGAAGGAGAACCUGACGUCGAUCGAUGACAAUAAUUUCAUGUAUCUGGAAGGUAUCGCGUGGAAGAAGCCGAUCUUAGCCGGUGACCAAAACGCUGUUAAGGUUUUAGAAUGCCUCACUGCUAUUGCAGGGUUGUACGGGGAACAAAUUAUAUUGCUGCAAUAUUUUGCGCACAUGGUCGAAUUGUUAGCGCUGUGUAAGAGGAAGCUGACGCAAAAUCUGGAAGGAGGCCUGGUCUCUUGCUUGGCUCUGCUAAAUCACAUUACGUCGUACCUCAGCGACGCCACUGUGAUGGACGUACUGCAUGAGCCAAUAGUCAAGUCCAUUCUGCAUCCUACGGUACGUAUACUGUCAACCGCGAGAUUUACAUUCCCGAAUGGAACGCUCGCGCGCAUCGCCUUGGCUGAAAAAUGUCUGGAAGCGAUGUUCACUCUCAGCUUACGGCUUGGCAGUGUGAUCACGAAAAACCACCUGGCGGUGCCGAUCCAACGCUUCUUUUUAGCUUUCGACAAAGCCUUCAGCGAGAAUCUAUGCGGCGAGAGACUUCCGGAUAAUUCUGGGCAGAAAGCAGCCGCAUCCAACGACUAUCUCGCACGGGUGAAAGCCGCCAAUGAGGGCGGAUUUGAUAAUAAUGGAACUUACGUGUGGAACAAACUCGACACAGACGUGGCGGACUCGUAUUCCCCUCCGAUCUUGGAAAACAGCGAUGUACCUGAUUUACAAAGAAACAGGGCGUUCGAAGAGUUACGAGCCGUAUUCACCAGCGAAUUUGCUCACAAGGCGUACAUGCUCUUUUAUAGGUGCGUCGACAGCGAGAUGAUGGAACAGAUACUGAAGAACCACGAGCAUGUGCAGGAGCUCUGUCACGAUUAUGAACAAGAGAUUAAAGCGACCUCUCAAAAUAUCGAUAACGCGGAGAAGUGCAAUACGUUGCUGCCUACGGAUUGCGAUGUGAUGGAGAACGUGGAGCUAGUCGACAAAGGUGUCUGUAGUUUCGGGAAUAUAUCUGUGGUAGGAAAUCGAUUCGAGAUACAAAAAGACGACGUUAAAUCCCAGUCUGCGACGGAGGCGGGCGCCGUUGCCAAUCGCGAGAACUGCUUGUCGUCCGCUGGCCGGCAAUUGCGCGGUAAUUGGUUGGCUUAUUGGGAGCACGAGAUAGGAAGGCCGGAUAAGGAUACAAUAUUCAACAUAAAGCAGAUCAAGCUGCAGACUUUCAGCGGACACACGAACAGUAUACGGUGUCUCAAUGUACUGGAUAAUGAAAAUAGUUUUAUGAGCGGCGGCAGAGACAAAAUCGUGAAGUUGUGGAGUUUACGAAGCCAGGGCGAUGGGAAUACAGUCUCGUCGUGUCAAUAUACGUACACUGGGCACAAGAAAUCUAUCCUUUCGCUCACAUUCCUGGAGUCUUUGAGGUACGCAGUGACUUGCGACGGUAUGAUUCAUUGCUGGGACCCUUUCAUGGGCUCGCUUCUGGGAUGUCCCGAAAGCAGCCGUCCAGUUCCUGUGAACACUUUAGCUUCGAGCCCUUCUCCGUCUACGACUCUUCUCGUGGGAACAACAGAUAUUACUCUUAGAGUUAUCGAUUGCAGAACAUUCCAAUAUGUUAAUGAAAUGAAAGUUUCUAUGAAUCCAACUGGCUUGAUCAGAUGUAUCGCGGUAGCGCCUAGCGGAUACUGGGUCGCCUUAGGUCAAGCAUCGGGCUUCUUGACGAUACUCGAUACUCGUACUGGUUUAAUCAUCGCGUCUUGGAAGGGACAUGAAUGCGAGAUAUUGCAAUUAGAAGCGAUCAACGAGACCACUAUAGUCAGUUCCUCGUUGGAUCAAACGAUCGCUGUGUGGAGCGCAGUGGAUGGCAAACUUAAGUUUCACAUGAAAGGCGCGACGGAACCCGUUCAUUGCAUGGCGACAUACGAGCAGGAAUUAGUAAUAGGAACAACAGCGAAUCGAAUUGGUGUCUAUACCGCCGUGGAAAUGACAGCGUCCUUCUCUUCGUCGAAAUUGAAGUCUGACGCUUUCAAAGGCGUCCUUACUGCCAUGGCUGUCCUUCCCCUUAAUCGAUUGCUGUUAUUGGGCGCCGACAACGGUGGUAUAAUAUUACUGUGCUAAGUAUUUACACAAAGUGUACACGAAUGGCUGGAACAUUAAACGUAUAAUUAAGAUAAGUAGAAAAUUAUUUUAAUUAUUUAUAUAUACAGUGUGUAAUACAGAACGCAUGGUGAAUUCACUACUGUACAAUAAAUUCCAUUUUUACACACA